CAUAACCUCCCUCAUUCCGGCUAACUUUGACCCGGCGUGAAUUCUUAUUGACUUCCUCUAAACUCUACGUAUCCGAUCACCGUUGCAAAUCUACAACAACAAUCGCAGAUCGGAUUCGAUUAUAUCAACGGAAAUCACAUCAAAUUACAUCCCUCUUCAUUGCAAUGUGUUAUGUUUGUGUGUGAAUUUGAAUGAAAUAUGGAUUCGAUGUCGAUCCGUGUGCCCUAUAAAAACUUCAAGCAUGAUGCUGAUGACAAUGCGGAGGUUGAAAUGAUGAAAUUUGAAGAAGAAGCUAAUCGACGCUUUGAAUCCGAUAAUUCUAAUAUAUUUUCUAAUGGAAAUGCCUCAAGUUCUUCUUCUCCGUCGCAAGGACCACCGAUCAAGAACUGUAGCUUGAUUACGUUGGUUUUGAGCUGUACCGUCGCUGCCGGUGUUCAAUUUGGUUGGGCCUUGCAACUCUCGCUUCUUACUCCUUACAUUCAGACACUUGGAAUUGGGCAUGCAUUCUCCUCGUUUAUCUGGCUUUGUGGUCCUAUUACAGGUCUUGUGGUUCAACCUUGUGUUGGUAUUUGGAGUGACAAAUGCUCUUCGAAAUUUGGCAGAAGAAGACCAUUUAUUUUGCUUGGAUCUCUCAUGAUAUCACUUGCUGUGAUAAUUAUCGGGUUUUCUGCAGACAUUGGAUACUUGAUUGGAGAUACGAAAGAACACUGCAGCACGUUCAAAGGUACACGGACAAGGGCCGCUUUUGUGUUCAUCUUAGGAUUUUGGAUGCUUGACCUUGCUAAUAACACUGUUCAGGGCCCUGCCAGAGCUCUUCUGGCUGAUUUAGCAGGCCCUGAUCAGAGAAACUCAGCAAAUGCUAUAUUUUGCUCAUGGAUGGCAAUAGGAAACAUUUUAGGAUUUUCAUCUGGUUCUAGUGGAAAGUGGCACAGAUGGUUUCCUUUCUUGACAAAUAGAGCUUGUUGUGAGGCAUGUGGAAAUUUGAAGGCAGCCUUUUUAGUUGCAGUGCUUUUUCUUACUUUUUGCACAAUGGUGACACUCUACUUUGCAAAGGAGGUUCCAUUAGUGCCAAAGCAGCAUCUCAGGUUAUCAGAUGCUGCUCCUCUUCUAGGCGGUACUCAGCAGCAUGUUCUUGACCACUCAGAAUCAAAACCUCGGAAAAAUGCUGUUGAUCACAAAGUGGGUGUCAUGUCUGAGAGUGUUUUUGAGAUGGAUAAUAGUGUGAGGAAUGAAGACUUAAUACUUAAGGAAGAACAAGUCGAGAGUUUUAGUGAAAGUCCUGGAGCGGUCCUGGUUAACUUGUUGACCAGCUUAAGGCAUUUGCCAGUAGGGAUGCAUUCAGUGCUUGCCGUAAUGGCUCUUACAUGGUUGUCCUGGUUUCCCUUUUUUCUUUUUGAUACAGAUUGGAUGGGUAGAGAGGUUUAUCACGGGGACCCAAAGGGGGAUGCUGCUGAAAUCAGUGCUUAUGAUGAUGGUGUCAGAGAAGGUGCAUUUGGUUUGCUAUUGAAUUCAGUUGUUCUUGGUAUCAGUUCCUUCUUCAUUGAACCAAUGUGUCAGUGGAUAGGUUCAAAAUUCGUGUGGGCAGUAAGCAAUUUUAUUGUGUUUGCCUGCAUGGCGGGCACUGCCAUCAUUACCUUAAUCUCUCUUGAAGAAUCUCGAGGAAUUGACAAUGCUCUAGGAGGAAAUGAGGCCAUCAAGACUGCUUCCUUGGUUGUUUUUGCCAUUUUGGGCCUUCCUCUUGCUAUAACUUACAGUGUUCCCUUCUCUGUCACGGCAGAUUUAACUGCUGAUACAGGAGGUGGCCAAGGAUUGGCAAUUGGAGUUUUGAAUCUUGCAAUCGUAGUACCGCAGAUGAUUGUGUCACUUGGUGCGGGACCAUGGGAUGCAUUAUUUGGUGGAGGGAACGUACCAGCAUUUGUUCUUGCUUCUUUAAGUGCCCUCGCUGCUGGCAUUAUCGCAACUAUAAAGCUUCCAACUCCAAGCAAUUCCUACAAACCAACAGGUUUCCAUUUUGGAUGACCAAUUUCCCUCCCUCAGCAAGACAACCCUACCAACUUGUACAUAAUAACUACAACUGGCACUACACAAGUCCCAUGAAACUACUACACAUGUUUUUCCCAAUAGUUAGCUCCAGAUUUGAUGUUCAAAUCCUUCAAUCUGUACCUUAAUACCAGAAAAUGCUAAUGGUAUAGCUUUAGGAUAGCCGGUGAAUAUCUUUGUUUCCUUUUCUUGUUACAUCUAAAGUAAACCCAUACCC
Messenger RNA from Cynara cardunculus var. scolymus (artichoke), 2257 nucleotides. Its product is annotated as sucrose transport protein SUC3-like. The transcript is spliced from 14 exons. Gene Ontology annotation, molecular function: sucrose:proton symporter activity. Gene Ontology annotation, biological process: transmembrane transport. The record is from RefSeq and is a predicted model, not a curated record. Gene Ontology annotation, cellular component: membrane. Lineage: Eukaryota; Viridiplantae; Streptophyta; Magnoliopsida; Asterales; Asteraceae. The coding region runs from base 199 to 2019 and encodes 606 amino acids.